AUGAGUGAUCACUCUCGAGCGUACAUAGGCACGGCUUUUGUGGCCGGAGCCCUUCUUACCCUCGGAGUCAAGGAUCUUUUGUAUCCGAAGUUGGAGCAACAUCUGCGGAAUUCUCGACGUGAAUCCCAGUCGACGAUUACCCUCCAAGAUCUUACCAAAGAGGACGAUAUUCCAAUCUCUCGAUCAGGUCCUCCAGCCAUUGUGGACGGUAUCGAGGGAUGUAUAGGAAACACACCUCUGUUUCGGAUCAAGUCAUUGUCCGAGGCGAGUGGAUGUGAGAUUCUAGGAAAGGCCGAGUUUCUUAAUGGUGCCGGUCAAAGCUCUAAAGAUCGAGUUGCGUUAAGCAUGAUUCAAAUCGCAGAAGAACAUGGUAUCCUAACUCCUCAUUCGGGAGAUACUGUCUAUGAGGGCACUUCUGGUUCAACUGGUAUCUCUUUGGCUACGCUAGCUCGUGCCAAAGGCUACUUGGCUCACAUUUGUAUGCCAUCUGAUCAAGCCGUUGAAAAGUCCGAUCUACUCCUCAAGCUAGGUGCAAUUGUGGACCGUGUCCCACCUGCUCCGAUUGUGGAGAAGGAUAACUUUGUUAACCGGGCUCGCGCACUCGCACACGCUCACACUGCGUCCUCUGCCAAUGUAUCCGAUUCAGAAUCCUCUAUCCCAGGGUCGGCCGAGGUUUCUAGUCCUACCCCUGGAAGAGGUUAUUUUGCGGACCAGUUCGAGAAUGAGGCAAACUGGAGAGCACACUUUAAUGGCACUGGUCCCGAGAUCUACGCCCAAUGCGGUGGUAAAUUGGACGCUUUUGUGGCAGGUGCUGGGACAGGAGGCACGAUCUCUGGCGUGGCAUUAUUCCUCAAGCCGAAAAUCCCUAACUUGAGCGUGGUGCUUGCCGAUCCGCAGGGAAGCGGUCUCUACAACAGAGUCCGCUACGGCGUUAUGUUCGAUAUCAAAGAAAGAGAAGGCACAAGAAGACGGAGACAGGUGGAUACCAUUGUGGAGGGCAUUGGCAUCAACCGUGUGACUGCCAACUUUGAGGUAGGCAAGGAAUUGGUGGACGAUGCUGUGAGAGUCACGGAUGCACAGGCACUGGCAAUGGCCAGGUGGCUUGUUGAAAAGGACGGUCUCUUCUUGGGAAGCAGUAGUGCUGUGAAUUGUUUUGCCGCAGUCAAGACCGCGAUGAGGCUUGGACCUGGCCAUCGAAUUGUGACGGUCUUAUCCGACUCCGGCUCAAGACAUCUCUCGAGAUUUUGGGCUAAAGCAGGCAAUGUCGGCGGUGCAGUGGACACCAAACUUGAGGAUGUCUUGAACGCCAAAGAUGAGCAAUAG
Aspergillus steynii IBT 23096 is the source of this 1323-nucleotide messenger RNA. Its product is annotated as putative cysteine synthase. The coding region runs from base 1 to 1323 and encodes 440 amino acids. Gene Ontology annotation, molecular function: cysteine synthase activity. Lineage: Eukaryota; Fungi; Ascomycota; Eurotiomycetes; Eurotiales; Aspergillaceae. Gene Ontology annotation, cellular component: cytoplasm. The record is from RefSeq and is a predicted model, not a curated record. The transcript has 5 exons.